Molecule: messenger RNA, 4767 nt
Organism: Dufourea novaeangliae
Lineage: Eukaryota; Metazoa; Arthropoda; Insecta; Hymenoptera; Halictidae
Gene: jef
Exons: 17
Coding region: 1-4245 (1414 amino acids)
Biological process (GO): mitotic cell cycle; microtubule cytoskeleton organization
Cellular component (GO): microtubule; cytoplasm
Molecular function (GO): GTP binding; structural constituent of cytoskeleton
Source: RefSeq, a predicted model, not a curated record
AUGGAGCAAUCAGGUGAGAUAAUAACUAUUUUCGUGGGACAGGCUGGAACGCAACUGGCGAACGCCUGCUGGGAGCUUUUCUGCCUGGAGCAUGGCUUGCUACCGAACGGCUGUCUUCGUGCCUGCUAUCGGCCGCAGGACACCACCGUUUGCUCGUUCUUUUCGCAGGCAAACACGAAAAUGUCCCCGCGUACGAUAAUCGUCGAUUUGGAACCGACGGCGAUCGACGAGAUUCGAACCGGCGCGUACAGAAAACUAUUCUGCCCGCAGUCCCUGAUCAGCGGGAAAGAGGAUGCGGCGAACAACUUCGCGAUCGGCUAUUACUCGACCGGCCGCGAGGCGAUCGAUCUGGUCAUGAGUCGUGUUUGUAAAGAAUGGGAGAAAUGCUCGAAACCAACUGGCUUCAUCGUGUUUAGGUCACUGAAUGGCGGUACAGGGGGUGGUUUUGGUACCCUUUUGCUGGAACGGUUAACCGAAUACUUCCCGAAGAAGAUCGCGAUAGAUUUUGCUAUCUGCUCGGCUCCGAAUAUUUCCGCGGUCAUUGUUGAACCUUACAACGCUGUGCUAGCCACUUAUGGUAGCCUGGAUCACGUGGACUGCUGCUUUCUUGUCGAUAACGAGGCCCUUUACGACAUCUGCGGAAGGAAUUUGGACGUGGAAGAACCGACUUACACGAACCUGAAUAGAAUCCUAGCCCAGGUAAUCUCGAGCAUCACGGCCUCAAUGAGGUUCGAGGGAGCGGUAAACGUGAGCCUGCAAGAGCUACAAACGAAUCUGGUGCCGUUUCCAAGGAUUCACUACUCCCUGGCCACGUAUUCCCCGUUGAUAAGCCCGAAAAAAGCCUUCCACUCGGAGAUCACGACUAAGCAGAUCACGAACGAGUGUUUCGAGCCUUACAAUCAGAUGUUAAAAUGCGAUCCACAAACCGGUGCGUACAUGAGCUGCUGCUUGCUCUACCGUGGCGAUGUGAGUCCCAUUGACGUCAACAGGGCGAUCGCGUCGCUGAAGGGGAAAAAGUCCAUUCGGUUCGUUAGUUGGAGUCCGACCGGGUUCAAGGUGGGAAUCAAUCCACAACCCACCACUACGCUUCCCGGCGGUGAUCUAGCGAACUCGAGGCAAACGGUGGCGAUGCUCAGCAAUAAUACAGCUAUUCGAUACACCUGGGAGACGCUCGCAAGGAAAUUCGAUUCGAUGUACCAGAAAAAGGCGUUCGUGCAUCACUAUUUGGAAGAAGGUAUGGAGGAGAGUGUUUUUCAGGAUGCUCGGGACAACGUGGGGAAUUUGAUCGAAGACUACAAGGAGGUCGCCGUUGGCUCGUUCGAGGAAGAUAAAGGCCAGAAGGUCGAAGAACAAGAUCUGUCCUUGGUCGGAGUCAUGCAGAACUAUGGACACGAGGAUUACGAUUAUGGGACGGCGGAGGGUAUGUCGCAACAGGGCGCCGGUAGAUCGUUGCCCCAGGUGCCAGGUGCCAGGCCCAUGGUGGACCCGAACGCCGCUGGCGAGGUAGACCCGAAUUUGUAUCCAGAACCGAAGGAGGCGACCCACAAGAUCCGAGGCAAGAGCGACGUGAUCGAGUAUCUCUUCGGGUCCGUCGAUCAGGAACUUCUUACCGUGAAGACGUUCUACUUCUUCUUCUACUCUGCGUUCGGUUCCCUGUUCCCGUUGAUGGGGGUCUACUACAAACAAAUGGGCAUGAACGCAGGACAGUGCGGUCUCCUGAUCGGGCUUAGACCGUUCAUCGAGUUCGUCAGCGCGCCUUUCUGGGGAUCGUUGGCUGACAGAUGGCAGAAGGGCAAAACGAUUCUUCUAGCCUCCCUCUCCUGCUGGAUCAUCUUCACUCUACCGUUGGGCUUCAUUCAACCACCGGUCACGUCUUGUAUAGUUCUGCGAAACAACACAAUAUACUUGGAGGCGGCCAGUCCCGACCAGAGGAUCGUGAAGAGGUCCGUCAAGCUGGACGAGUUCUACCAUCAGAACGACGACGAGUGUCUCGAAGUCGCGGACAAUGUUGUGUUCGAGAGGUUACGAAAAGACGAGGACACCCUCGAGCCAGCGAUCAGACAGAGGCUGCGAAAGAUCAGUGGCAGAACGAAGAAUAACAUGAAUCACCGAGAAAACAACGAUUACCCAAGUAAUAGAGUACGAAGGGAAGCACCGACGACGGAGGAGAGUCCAGUGGAGGACCUCAAGUACAAACAGUUGGUGUUCGAGGAUACAGAGACCAAUCCGGAAGCCAAAACCGUGGACUUCGAGACCCUGCAGAGGAAAAACCGUCCAGCCGACAUUCUCGAGUACAAACGAUUUCUUAAUAAUCAACCAUUGGACGAUGGAAAACCGCCAAAAAAAGCGUACACGCACACCAAGACCCGAGUGAAACCGCCCCCGAUGAAGAUUAUGGUGAAGAGAGACGUUGGUCCCAAGAACGAAGCUUCAGGAGAUAAAAAUACAAUGUUCACCGAGCAACGACGAUCCUCGCUUAAAGGUCUCCGUAAGUUAAUGUUUUUGGAAGAACAGGAGAACGAAUUGAACGACGACGCUGCCGAGAUGAACCAAGAAUACGUACCAUUGGUUAGAACUAGACGCUAUAUCAGGCUGCCUCAUUCUGGCCAGAGUCCUCACACUGUGUCCUAUGCCGCGAACUACAACGAGAGGGAGAAUAAGGGAUGGGUGAAGCCACUGUUCAGCUUCAUUGUCUACAGAUUAUCUGACAUUCAGAAGACCUUCUUCCUCCUGCUGCUGUUGGUGAUAGUUGGAGAGUUCUUCGCUGCGCCUGCAAUCACACUGGCGGACUCGGCUGUGAUCACUCUGCUAGGUGAAGACGCGGAUAGGUACGGUCAUCAGCGAAUGUUCGGCAGCUUGGGCUGGGGCUUGGCUAUGUUCUUCGUUGGUAUCGCUCUGGAUCACAGCACCGCGUUCACGGAUCAUCCUUGUGGUCCAGACGCAAGGGAGAAGAAUUAUACAAUCUGCUUCGCGAUCUUCAGCGUGCUCAUGGGCGCAGCGUUGAUAACAGCCACGCAGAUAAACUUCAAAUACGAUGUCAUCGUGUCGGAGCCGGAGGUGCUGAAACCGCCGGCUGAACCGACCAGGGAGGAACAGCUGCAGAGUCAAUUGUCUCAGCAGUUGAAUCUACCCAGUCUACAGGAUUCCUCCGCAGCGGUGAAUCCGAAGCCUCAGCCUCCAGAGGGAAAGACAAAAAUGUUUGCUCAAACGAUGCGCGAGAUCCCCGAAUGGGUGACGGUGCUGAAGCAAUUCAAGGAUCUCAAGUGCGCGUCCUUCCUCUUCGUGGCCUGGUUCAUGGGCUUCGGUAUCGGGCUGAUAUUCACCUUCCUCUUCUGGCAUCUUCAAGAUUACGGGGGCACGCCCACUCUGUUCGGUGUUGCCUCGGUGAUCAAUCACAUAUCCGAGAUAUUCGCCUAUUUCUUCAGCUUCAAGCUUAUCCGUCAGGUCGGCCACGUCAAGGUGUUGUGCAUGGGCCUGGCCGGAAACGUUCUUCGUUUCUUGUACAUCUCUUGGCUCUCCACUCCCUGGUGGGUGUUGCCGUUCGAGUUCAUUCAGGGCUUCACUCAUGCCGCGGUAUGGGCCGCUUGCUGCAGCUACAUCGCCCAUAACACACCGCCACAGUUGCGCACCAGCGCGCAGGGUGUUCUACAAGGUAUCCAUCACGGUCUAGGAAGGGGAUGCGGCGCUGUGAUCGGUGGAAUGUUCGUCAAUGCUUACGGAACGACCACCACGUUCAGAGCGUAUGGACUGUGCUGCCUGCUGGUUCUCGGCGGCUUCGUAUUCAUCAACUUCUAUAGGAAGGACACAGGUUUCGUCUCGGAUCUGCCGCAGACGGAGGAUCCUCACCAGGUGGCCGAGGCCACGCAUCUGGCGCCGCACGGCGUCCCGAGCAACGCCAUACCCCGAGCCCUCAGCUCGACUCGUCUGCACGAGCUGGCUAAUCAGGACUCGGGCUACGGCGCCACUUAUCAAACAGCAGGCGGUAACCUGGGUGUACCUGGUGCGAACGGAGGUCCCACGAACCCGACGAAUCCAUUUCUGAACGGUGGAGGCGGCGGCGGAGGUGGAUAUAAUUACGGUAUGACUGGGAAAGGCGAGGACGAGUAUAUCCGUAGGAGCUUCCAGCUCUACAAUGAAGUGGUCAGCGGGGAUCUCGACCUGAUUAAACCACCGCCGCUAGUGACCCAUUUACACGCUCAACAACCAUGCACCAAUCCCUUCCAUCAGCACGACUACGAAUGGUAACAGUCCGGGACGAUCGAUCCUGCCUAAUGGUGAUCGGGUGAUGGUCAUGGAACACGCUGGUCGACAACCGGCUCGUUCUCCGGAGAACCAAGAACCACGGGGAGAGGAGGACCAGGUUCGACAAGCUACAGCGACGAUGUAUACCUUUCGUGGAGCAAACACAGUCUUGCUGAAGAAGCUCCCCGGUUGCCCAACGACGACCGAUCCGUUUAUUGUACAUACGGCGAUACUUUGACUCGCGCGCUUCUGAAACUGAUCCGAGCAAGCCAGAACUGUUUUAUUCGAUUACAUUCCAUUUAACCAUCGAAUUACUAUUCUCGAUAUCUCGAAGACACUCCAUUUUCAGAAUUUCAUAAUAAAAAAAAGUCACUACUCGAUUAGGUGAAAAAUAUCGUAGCCAAAAGACUGAUCCGAAGAUUCGAAGGUGCCUGGUUCCUCGAAACACGCUCGGCUUGAUAUCUUGUUUUGCUGAUCGUUUGAAGGUUUGAUGUCUCGCAAGUCAGUUUCACAAUCGUGACGCAG